This is a messenger RNA of Asterias rubens (European starfish), 3549 nucleotides long. RefSeq names its product exocyst complex component 5-like. Lineage: Eukaryota; Metazoa; Echinodermata; Asteroidea; Forcipulatida; Asteriidae. The record is from RefSeq and is a predicted model, not a curated record. Gene Ontology annotation, biological process: exocytosis; Golgi to plasma membrane transport. The transcript is spliced from 18 exons. Gene Ontology annotation, cellular component: cytoplasm; exocyst. The coding region runs from base 122 to 2296 and encodes 724 amino acids.
CGUAAAAUAAUGUUGGGUGUGAUCAUUUUCAGGGGGAAGUGACUACUCCGAUGUGACAUUACGGCCGCUGGAAAGAGAUAAAACCUUAACAGCUUUCCGUGUACUUCUCAACAAAUUGAUUAUGUCUUCAAGGGAAUUUGAGAGUGCCACCUUCGACCCAGAGCAGUACAUUGAGCAGCUUGCAUGGCGUACACAGGGCGGGGACUCCAAGGAAGGGCCCCAAGACUUUGAUGCCAAGAAGAUGCUAAGGGCCUUUGAGAACACCAUCGAGGAGCUCAAGUUGCUCAGUAUGAGAAUGGAGGAACGAACCGGAAAGCUGGAUGCAAAUAUUCGGGCUGAGACCAAGAGUCAUGCCAAGAGGGUUGCACAACUCCAGGAGAAUAAUAAGAUGGCCUUUCUCCACUUUCAAGAGCUGGAUGAUCACAUUAAUAACGUGGCUACUAAAGUUGUUCAUCUUGGUGACCAGCUGGAAGGAGUCAACACACCAAGGGCCAGAGCAGAGGAGGCAAAGAAACUUAUUGAAUAUUUCUCUGAGUUUCUUGAUGACUACGGGCCGAAAGCUGAAGUGUUUAAUGAUCCAUUUCAGCUCCAGGAUGCAGCCGAUAUUAUUCAGAAAUUGCAGCUGAUAUCACAAGAGCUUCCUCAAGAACAAUUUGAAAAGCCAAAGAUGAGAAUACAAGAGAAGUACAAUCAGAUUGAGGAUGAAUUGAUCACUGAGUUCCGCUCGGCAUUCCAUGAAGUGGCCACUGAAAGAAUGAGAGAACUCGCAGGAAUACUAGCUCACUUCAAGGGCUACCACCGAUGUGUCGAUGCCUUCAUUGAAGAAAGCCAAGCAAAUACAUACAUUUUCCAUGAUGUGUAUGAAGAUUUAAUCCCUUUAUGUAAAAAGGUCAAUAGCUUAGUACAUCAGGUAUUCAGCAGCCCAGAGAGUGUGAUGGGAAAGUUUGUACUCAACCUGUAUGAAGUCAAACUACAGGAACAUGUGAAAGAGAAGCUCUCCAACAAAGAUGAGGACCGGGAACACUACCUGAAGCACCUCCAUGAGCUUUAUGCACGGACAGGUCGCCUGACUGCAGCGCUGUCUGACUACAGGCUGGGCUCAGAUGCACACCUCCUCACCAGACUCACCAAGCACAUCUUCGAGAAGUACCUGCAGGGAUACAUCCAAUGUGAGGAGCUUCACCUACGAGAGAAGAUGUCUGAGAAUCUCAAGUCGUACUAUAGUGUGCUCGGACAUCAGAAGAAACUGAUUCAACAAACUGGAGGCCUUCAAGAUCUACAGAAUAAACUACGCACCAAGGCGCCCCUCCACAUUGGUUCAUCAGGUCCUCAAGUGGACUUCAAAGGACAGACUUUCCUCUCACAAGAAAUAGCCUUGAAUUUACUCAAUGAAUCCAAACAAGCAUUCAACAGAUGCCAACUGCUUUCCACCCAGUCCACCUUAUCCACUCAUGCCAUCAAAAUCUUUGACAUUCUGACUGAGUAUCUCUGCCAGGAGCACAUUGAAUACGCUCUUGAGAUCGGACUUCAGGGUAUCCCGUCCUCUGAACCUAAGAGCUUUCCACAAAUCUACUUCUUCAAUGUUGCCGGAGAGGCCAACGCUAUCUUCCAUCUUCUAGAGAAACAAUUCAGUGAUGUGCUGGUGCCGCUGAUCAGAGGCUUCACGCCUGCAUCAGAGGGAUUGUGCUUAGUAAGUUCCUCUCCAGCACACAGUGAAUGCGUCCAGAAGAAAAAGCAGAUUAUGGAGCAGAUGGAAUCCAAAACAGAAAUAGGGCUGGAAAGGACAUUGUCUACAAUUUGUGGUUGGAUCAAAUAUUUAUUGGACAAAGAGCAGAAGAAAUCGGACUUCAGACCAGAGUCAGAGGAAGGCCCGAUGGAGCUGUACUCUACUGCAUGUGCUAAGGUGAUCCCAUUCAUUGAGAAGCAAGUUGAGAACAUUAAACGUUGUCUGGAUGGCAAGAAUGUGACAGCAGUGCUGAUGGAGUUUGGCAUCAGGUUUCACCGUGUAAUCUUUGAUCAUCUUCAACAGUAUACAUACAACUCAUUAGGUGCAAUGUUGGUGAUUUGUGACGUGAAUGAAUACCGCCGUCUUGUUAAAUCCUUCAAAGUUCCGAUGGUGAAUUCGCUAUUUGAGAAACUCCAUGCACUAUGCAAUCUCCUUGUAGUAGUGCCUGAGAACAUCAAGUCUGUCAUUACAGGAGAACAACUGGGUGGCCUGGACAAGAACACCCCUAUGUCAUUUGUUCAGCUCAGAGCAGACUUCAAAGCAGCCAAGAUUGCCCAGCAGCUCAGGUAGCAAGCUCAGUACAUCAUCUCUUACCCUGAGAUACUCGCCUCUAUUCAUCCAAUAGACACCUUGCGUAAUGCGAAAUGCUACAAUGACGCUGAGGUCACACCCACGUGUUUAUGCACAAAGAACAGCUAUCGUUCAAUGAUUUGCCUCCUUUGGCUUCAGUGGGGGUGCUUUUCCAUAUCAGCUUGUGAAAUUUUUUUUUAAACUCUGGAUUCUUAGAACAAUUUUGUGUACAUACCUUUUAAGCAUAUCUUGUCAAUGGAUUAUUGCAGAUUUCUUGCCCAACGAAGAAGAUUUGUAAUGAAAUGUAAUUUAUGUUGAAUAAGUAUAGAGAUCCAUGUACAUAUAAUAGUAAUAUUGUAAAUAAUUCUAAUCAGAUUGCAUUAUCUGAAAAAUCAAUUGUAAAAGCAUAGUAUGAAUUGUAUAAUUUGUAUUGUUUCAUUUUAUUUAUGAAUUUAUUUUGUAUUUUUAUUAAUAUUGUUGUUUACCCUGACUUACUCCAGUUAUUCAGUCCUUUAUCUCCACAACAUGAUAUCGUAUGUUUUUAAUAUCUCCUAGGAUUAGUCCUACGUUAGGACUAGUCCUAACUUUUUGUGAAAUCGACCCCUUGACUUACAGAAUAACCUUUUAAUGCUCUAUAUUUUAUAAAAGCACCUGUAUGAACAGAGUUAUACUUCACAAAGCCCUAAGAUUCAUCUUAAGUUGAGUUGUCAGUAUCAUUACUAGGUACAUGUGUUAGUAUCACCAUAAUGAUUUGUAUUUUGAUUUCACGCUUUUUAAUAGCAGUUAAGAUUGAUUUGCAGUUAAGAUCAACAUUAGCUCUUUUUGAAAUCGACCCCAAUCUUAUGGGUAUUUAAGCACUGGGACCUGUUAACCUGUGGAGAAGGGGAGCUGUAUCUGUAAUGAAGCUGCAGCAAGGAAACAAGUUUAUUUUGACCAUAACAAAAUCAAUAACCAUUGUUACCCCCUCAAAAUGCCUUUUGAAGGAGAAAUACAACUAAAAGCGGAAAGACAUACCGACCGGUAGUAUUGCUACCACUCAUGCUUGGACUCAUAAUACAGAGGUGCCCCCUCAAAAGUUUCCCAUAUACUUUAGGAUUUCUCAACGGGAGUGCCCUUUGCAAAAUAAAAAUGGCCCUGCCCCUCAAUGGAUUGACUGUUUAUUAAAAAUGUGCAACAAAAUAGAAAAAUAUACACCAUUCUCUUGAUUUAUCAUUUGUUUACAAUUUCAAAUAAAAGAAUAUACAAUCAUGGAA